CUCGCCAUGGGUCUCGUCCUCUCCUGCGGUUGCCUCUGCCGCAGCCGUAGCCGUAGCCGUAGCCUGUCGCCGCCACCGCCCUCGGAUAGGCUGGAUGUUCAUCCAUCGUUCUGGAAAUGGGAGACCGAGCCGGAGCGCGGCCGCGUCUUCCGCUGCUUCGACACCGACGGCGACGGACGACACCUCUCGGCCGCGGAGAUAAGGGAAUUCUACGGGUGCGGGAAGGCCAAGGAGACGGUCGCCGCGGCGGAUAGGCAGAACGGGGACGGGUUCCUCAGCAUCGAGGAGCUCCGCGCGGUGAUGGAGGACGGGGAUUCGGAGGCGCUGCAUGCGGUGUUCGACGAGUACGACGAGGACAGCAUCGAGGAGCUCCGCGCAGUGAUGGAGGACGGGGAUUCGGAGGCGCUGCAGGCGGUGUUCAACUAGUACGACGAGGACGGGGACGGUGUGGUCACGGCGGAGGAGCUGCGGCGCGCGAUGCAUAGGCUCGGCGGGGUGGAUCUGACGGCCGAGGAGUACGCGGAGAUCGUCGCGGCCACGGACAGC
Molecule: messenger RNA, 546 nt
Organism: Oryza sativa Japonica Group (Japanese rice)
Lineage: Eukaryota; Viridiplantae; Streptophyta; Magnoliopsida; Poales; Poaceae
Product: probable calcium-binding protein CML20
Molecular function (GO): calcium ion binding
Source: RefSeq, a predicted model, not a curated record